Parascedosporium putredinis is the source of this 3429-nucleotide messenger RNA. Lineage: Eukaryota; Fungi; Ascomycota; Sordariomycetes; Microascales; Microascaceae. The record is from the annotation of a GenBank genome assembly.
AUGGAGGGCAUCAGCUUUGAUAUCAACGAUGCGCUCAAAUAUUACAUGAGUGAUCCCUUCACCGUCCCCACGCCUGAAGCCGACCCAUCUCUCCUCGACUGCGAGAACGAACCGGAAUCCCUCACAAAUGCCGUCAUCAACCCCGUCCUAAAUCAGAUUGUCGAUGGCGUCGCCGAGUGUCCCGAGGCCAUCGCGCGGCCCGCCAGUCUUGAUUCUCUCCAGUUCUUGUUGAAAUAUCCGUCUUUCCUACCGACUCACGCUCUUAGCAAGAUCUUUGACCUGGUCAUGUCCGGGCUUUCCGCCGAGGCCGACGCAAUCCACCUCGAACAUGAGUCACCCGAUGAGGAGCAGGAAUCGGGCGCCCACCACAAACAACUCCUCGAGAUUUACGGCUUCCUUCUCCAAUGGACGAUCGCAGCCGUGGAGACCAAGGCCGCCGAGAAGUCCUCCACCACCGCGCCCCUCCAGGCUGCCAUGGAAAUCAUGUGCAAGGUCUUGAAGCUCAAGCUCUCCAAGAUAUUCAUGACAACAUCCGAGCGCGAUACUUUUAUCCAGCAGCUGAUUACCCGACCGGUGUACCUGAUACUCGAGAGCGAGCAGAGGGUGAAGGAGAUGCCCAUUCGUAUGCACGCCUUCAAAGUGCUCUGCAUAGCCAUCAAGCACCAUGGCCACGGAUAUGCCGCCCAAAUCUCCAUCGUACAGAACCUGACGUACUUUGAACAUCUCUCGGAACCCAUGGCCGAGUUCCUCCAUAUCCUCGCCGAGACUUACGACUACAGUCAGCUGGCCGAGGAGGUGCUUCGAGAGCUCAGUAACAAGGAGUUUAACUCGAAUGAUACUAGGGGCCCCAAGUCUGUUUCCAGCUUCAUUGUCAAGCUAUCCGAACUAUCGCCUAGGAUCGUGAUCAAACAGGUAACCAUGCUUGCCAAGCAACUCGAUAGCGAGUCGUAUACGCUACGAUGCGCUUUGAUCGAAGUUUGCGGCAACAUGAUAGCACAUCUAAGUCGCCAAGAUGAGCGCGGCGAGAACCACAAGACUCAACUCAACGCCUUCUUCGACGUGUUGGAGGAGCGGUUCCUCGACAUAAACCCCUAUUGUAGGUGCAGGACGAUCCAGGUCUACGUCAAGCUCUGCGAUCUCGAGCAAAAGUUCCCCAAGCGCAGACUCAAGGCCGCCGAGCUGGCUACGAGGAGUCUCGAGGACAAGAGUAGCCACGUGCGCAGGAACGCUAUCAAACUCAUGGGAAACCUUAUCAAGACCCACCCCUUCACGCACAUGCAUGGCGCCCAGCUCGCGCGCAAGGACCCCCGCGGACGCGCCGCCAUGGGCGACGACGCCAACACGACCAUGGAUCAGGGUCUCAUCGACGAGGCGACGCAGAUCGAAUCACCUCAAAAACAGCGACAGGCGGCGCCCAUGACCGAUGAAGAGAAGAUUGCCGCCAUCAAGAAGGCCCAAGAGGAGGCGGCCACAUCUGAAGCCAUCAGCAAACUUACUCUCCAGAAGAGGUAUUACGGUGAUGCGCUCAGGUUUAUCGAUGUCGUGCACGAGGCAACCACCACCGUUUGCCAGCUCCUUGGCUCCAGGAACAAGAGCGAAGUCAUCGAAGCCAUUGAUUACUUCGAAGUAGGCGAUGCAUACAACAUUGAACAGAACAAGGUGGGCAUCCGUCGCAUGCUCAGGCUCAUCUGGACCAAGGGCAACAGUGACGAGGGCAAGGGUGUCCAGACCCACCUCAUCGACUGCUACAAGAGGCUAUUCUUCGAGGCGCCCGACUCGUUCAGCCCGAACGAUGCGGCCAUCUACAUCGCCCGCAACAUGAUCAGUCUUACCUUUGGCGCUACGCCUGCCGAGCUCACCUCGCUCGAGCAGCUGCUGGCCACCAUGAUGAAGGGCGGCCUGAUUCCCGACAUUGUCAUCGCGAAGCUUUGGCAAGUGUACGGCGUGCAAAAGCGCGAGAUGUCCAAGAAGCAGCGACGUGGCUCCAUCAUCAUCCUGGGUAUGCUUGCGACCGCGAGCCCCGAGAUUGUCGUGGGCGAGAUCGAGACGAUGCUUCGGACUGGCCUCGGCGCCCAUGGCAGGGCUGACCUGCAGCUCGCCAAGUACACGUGCAUUGCCCUGAGCCGCAUCAACCCAACAGGCCGCUCCAGCAAGGAUUCCAACGUCAAGUUCUCGCGCCUGCCCAACGACCACGCCGUCCUCAUGAGACUGGCGGCCAUCACCGAGGUGCCCACCGAGAGCAAGGAGUGGUACGGCGUUGCAGAGCAAGCCAUCAAUGCCAUUUAUGCCAUUGCCAAGCACCCCGACACUCUUUGCUCGGCGGUGAUCCGCCGCAAGACGAGGCAGGUAUUCAGCGGCGCGCCAUCGCGCCCCACCUCCCGCGACGAGACCCAGGCUGUCACGCAGGCCAUUACCAUGGCCAUGGAUACAGAUGCCACGCAGCCCGCGGUGCUCGCACAGCCGAGGACCCGGGACGCGGCCGUCGGCCUAUCCCAGCUCUUCUUCAUCGUCGGCCACGUGGCGAUCAAGCAGAUUGAGCGCGAGCUAGCCUCCAAGGCGGAUAAGAGCAUGGCCAAGGACAAGGAGGACGAGGGCGACGAGCUCGACCUCAUUGGCGGCACGACGGAGGACGACUUUACCGAGGCGAUGGCGCACAUUCGGGAGCGCGAGCUCCUGUACGGGCCCAACUCGCUCCUCGCCGUCUUUGGCCCGCUGGUGUCGGAGAUUUGCGCCAACAACACGACGUACAGCGACAAGGGCCUGCAAGCGGCGGCGACGCUCUGCCUCGCCAAGCUCAUGUGCGUCAGCUCCGAGUACUGCGAGGCGAACCUGCCCCUCCUCAUCACCAUUAUGGAGCGAUCCGCCGACGCGACGGUGCGCUCCAACGCCGUCAUCGCCCUCGGCGACAUGGCCGUGUGCUUCAACCACCUCAUUGACGAGAACACCGACUUCCUCUACCGCCGCCUCGCGGAUACGGACGCGUCGGUCAAGCGCACCUGUCUGAUGACGCUCACCUUCCUCAUCCUCGCCGGCCAGGUCAAGGUCAAGGGCCAGCUGGGCGAGAUGGCCAAGUGCCUCGAGGACGAGGACAGGCGCAUCGCCGAUCUCGCGCGCAUGUUCUUCACGGAGCUCAGCACCAAGGACAAUGCCGUCUACAAUCACUUUGUCGACAUGUUUAGUCUCCUCAGCGCGGAGAGGGCGCUUGACGAGGAGAGUUUCAGGAGGAUUAUCAAGUUCUUGCUCGGAUUUGUCGAAAAGGACAAGCACGCCAAGCAGCUCUCAGAGAAGCUGGCGGCCAGGCUCGGCCGAUGCGAGACAGAAAGGCAGUGGAACGACGUCGCAUUCGCCCUUGGUCUCCUGCAGCACAAGAACGAAGAGAUUACGAAGCUCGUCUCCGAGGGCUUCAAGGUUGUCCAGAUUGCGGCGUAG